Molecule: messenger RNA, 2136 nt
Organism: Lathyrus oleraceus (garden pea)
Lineage: Eukaryota; Viridiplantae; Streptophyta; Magnoliopsida; Fabales; Fabaceae
Exons: 10
Coding region: 127-1827 (566 amino acids)
Biological process (GO): proteolysis
Molecular function (GO): serine-type endopeptidase activity
Source: RefSeq, a predicted model, not a curated record
AGAACACAAACGAUCACAAGCAAAGGAAAGUAUAGAGAGAUAAAUAAUUAAAAAAUUAAAAAAAUAAUAAUAAUAAGAGCAGCGAAAUCAACGACGUUGUUUCUUGCGAGUGUUAAUUUCAAAAAUAUGGGAAUCAUCCAAUACGAUCCAAUCUAUUCUCUCUGCAAAAUUUCUUCCCCCUUCCGUCGUUUCCCACGCGCCACCGCUCCUUUCCGUAUUAGAGCCUUCUCCACCACCGUCCACGAUAAGCCUUCCAUUUGCACCGCCGACGAACUUCACUAUGUCUCCGUUUCCAAUUCCGAUUGGAAGCUUGCCCUAUGGCGCUACCAUCCUUGUCCCAAGGCACCUCCCAGAAAUCAUCCUCUACUGCUAUUAUCUGGAGUGGGGACUAAUGCUGUUGGGUAUGACCUUUCGCCUCAGUCAUCCUUUGCCCGUCACAUGUCUGGGCAGGGAUUCGAGACUUGGAUUCUUGAAGUACGGGGAGCUGGGUUGAGUGUUCAGGGUUUAGAUUCCAAAGAUAUUGAACAGUCUGCCCAUGCAAUGUCUGAGAAGAUGGAAGAUAUGAUGGAAAAUGCAACUAAUGGAUCCAUAUCGUCAAAAAAGGAAUUGGAUAACAUAUCUGGUGAUGUGUCCAAUUCUGCCUCAGGAGUAGAAACAGAGAAUGUGGCUGUCAUAGGAGACCUAGCUAGAUUUGCUACUGCUUGGGAUGAAUCAAAGUUGGUCGCUAGUUUGACUGAAACUUUUACACGUUUGUCAGAAAGAGUCUCUGGUUUUCUUGGUGAAAGUCAAGCGAAGGUCAUGUCUGCCAAAUUUUUUGAUCAGAUUUCGAAACUUUUGGUGGAUUCUCAAUUAUAUGAACAAUUCAAUGAGGUAAGGGGAAAUCUUGCAACUUUGUUGGAAACGAGACAAAAUUCUGGCAUUACUAGUCAAAUAACAGAGUUGAGUGAAAAGCUAGUAGAUAUUAUUGAGGCAGGUCAGCUAUCCGUUUCGCCUCCCUUAUUUGAUUUGCAAGCUCGCUUUACGUCUACAAUAGAAGAUUUUCAGAAGCAAUUGGACUUGAUGGUGAAGUACAAUUGGGACUUUGAUCAUUACUUGGAAGAAGAUGUUCCUGCAGCGAUGGAAUACAUUUUGAAACAAAGCAUAACAAAAGAUGGGAAAUUGCUUGCAAUUGGACACUCCAUGGGUGGCAUUUUGCUAUAUUCAAUGCUGUCACGAUUUGGUUCUGAAGGAAAAGAAUCCAGAUUGGCUGCAGUAGUUACCCUUGCAUCAUCUCUGGACUACACAUCAUCCAAAUCAACCUUGAAGUUACUCUUGCCACUCGCAGAUCCUGCACAGGCUCUGAGUGUCCCUGUUGUUCCUUUAGGGGCAUUGUUGGUAGCAGCUUAUGAGGUUUCAUCUCGUUCACCAUAUGCACUGUCAUGGUUAAAUACUUUGAUUUCAGCUGAGGGCAUGAUGGAUCCUGAUUUAUUUAAAAGGCUAGUCUUGAAUAACUUCUGCACCAUACCUGCAAAACUUCUCUUACAACUCACAACUGCAUUUCGAGAGCGUGGUUUAUGUGAUAGGAAUGGGACAUUUUUUUACAAGGACCAUCUACACAAAAGCAACGUACCUAUUUUAGCUAUUGCUGGAGACAAGGAUCUGAUUUGCCCACCCGAAGCCGUGGAAGAUACUAUUAAACUAAUUCCUGAGCACCUAGUUACCUAUAAACUUUUUGGAGAUCCUGAAGGCCCGCAUUAUGCUCAUUAUGAUUUGGUUGGAGGAAGACUGGCAGUGGAGCAAGUAUAUCCUAGUAUAAUUGAAUUUCUUAGUUGUCACGACGAGAAAUGACGAACACCAAUCUCCAUCAAAUACAUUCUUCUAUGGUCAUGCUUGAUAAUCAUUCCUAACAGGUACAUUAUUCGUUGCAGAAAGUUAAAAGAAUUCAUAUCUCUUUCGAGUUUCGUGCAUUCUGAAGGCGCUGAAUUACUACCAAAGAUAUAUAGUUACAGAAAUUACAAGUCCAUAGUCCUUUAGAAAAAAUUUCAGCAUUAUUGCUGAUUUGUUGUAAUAUUCAUGUACAGAACAUCUUACAAGUUUCCUGAAUGUAUAUUGGCCUAUUUAAGUUCAAAUACAAAAUUUUAGGAGGUGUUUUGGUUU